AUGAUGGGCAGCUGCGAGAUGUCUAGACACCGAACCGAUGACAUAUUGACAGAUCAUGCCCAGAAUUCCGCAGAUCUUUUCAACGAUAUUCAAUGCUCUUUCUUGUCGCCAGGCUUGGGGGAGAACAGGUGGGUCGCGCGGGAGUGCCAUGCGCCGGCCGGGGUCCAUCCCUUGGCGCCCGGUGAGGAGCUUCCUGGAGCAUCGAUGCUCUUGAGGCGACGGCUGGUGGACGCUGUUGCCAAACCCAGCCCCUUCGUGAAGGCGAUGCAACCGCCGGGAAGCAUCCCGCUGCAGCUGGCCACAGGGAGCCUCGCCGACGGGCCUCCAGAGUCCUUGACCGCUGCCUUGAGAGGGACGUCUCUGCUUCGUCACACCCUUUCCCUGCGUACGAAACUGCUGGAAGCAGUCGGGCCAGAGUUGCAACAAGCAGAUGACCGCCAGCACUUGUGGGAGCUGUCUGUUUGGGCCCAGUCUGUGAUCAUGUCUCGCGCCUUCAAAAUUCCUAAAGGAAGCGAUCGGUUGGUGCUCAUUCCCAUUGUGGACAUCGCUAACCAUGCGGCUACCCACAAGGUCGCCAACGCGGAUGUUCGGAACAACGCGGAUGGAAGUGUCUCCAUGGUCGCGGUUCGGGACAUUGCCCAAGGGGAGGAGGUUCGAAUCUGCUACGGGGAGUACACCAACGAGCAGCUCUUGUUUUGUUACGGCUUCGUCAUUCCGGACAACCCCUGUCAGGGGCUGGUCUGCCCCUUGCAGUUCCCGGACAGCCCAAAGAGAUCCGAGCUUCUACACCACUGCCUGGCCCACCGCAGGCAGCUUGUGCCACACACUCUUCCUGCCAAAGCUGGGCCCCUGCUGUACGGUGCACCCGGCACGGUGCCUUGCGAGCUGCUCCUGGCGCUAAAGGUCACGAACAUCACCGAGACCCAGGCAGCAGAGUUGCUGGAGGCGAAAACCUGGAAGCCCGCUUGGCAACGCGAGCUCCCCGGUCGCGACCCGGCUGCCGUGGAAGUGGAGAACUUCGAGCCUUGCAGGCAGCUGCAGGACGACCUGCUUUCAAACCGUGAGGAAGCCGCGGCCAGCACCACAGGACAAGGCAGGCAAUGGAAGGGCAUGAGGUUAGAGUCGGAGAGAGGAGGAAGCAAGAAGUCUGAUCGGCGAGGCGAUGGGGAAGACCGCUUCACUGCUGCCGCUGCCACUGUACCUGAGGUGGAAAGUGCAAAGCCUCGUCUCUCGCGUCAUCUCUUGAACUCCGCUGCCGGGAAGACCAGACCCACUGCCUCCGUCUCUGCUGCUGGCCGCUGA
Molecule: messenger RNA, 1302 nt
Organism: Symbiodinium sp. CCMP2456
Lineage: Eukaryota; Dinophyceae; Suessiales; Symbiodiniaceae
Source: the annotation of a GenBank genome assembly